Messenger RNA from Ambispora gerdemannii, 321 nucleotides. The record is from the annotation of a GenBank genome assembly. NCBI's taxonomy places the organism in Eukaryota, Fungi, Glomeromycota, Glomeromycetes, Archaeosporales, Ambisporaceae.
AUGGAUUUACCUGGUCCAAUCAGAAAAUUAGUAAAUGCUUUAGGUACUUUUCAUUGUGCAUCGAACCCAUCUUUUGCAAACAAAAAAUCUAUAAAUGCAACAACGACAACUGCGUCAACUCACACUUCUGCCUCUACUACAGUAACUGAGGCAAAACCAGAACUCACGUUUGCAGUAGUCAAAAAAUUUAAAACGAAUGAGCUCAUUGACUUUUUGCGGAAGGAAGACUUGGAACUUGACGAGGGUGAUUUGGAAAUUAUUCGCAAGCAAAAAAUUACGGGUCGUGCCUUUCUUAAUAUGACAAAAAAAGAGUUUAUGUAA